Melozone crissalis (California towhee) is the source of this 1821-nucleotide messenger RNA. RefSeq names its product beta-1,4-glucuronyltransferase 1 (gene B4GAT1). The coding region runs from base 1 to 1782 and encodes 593 amino acids. The transcript has 4 exons. NCBI's taxonomy places the organism in Eukaryota, Metazoa, Chordata, Aves, Passeriformes, Passerellidae. The record is from RefSeq and is a predicted model, not a curated record. Gene Ontology annotation, molecular function: glucuronosyltransferase activity.
AUGCCGGACUGGUCCCGGCUCCGCGCCGGCCCCAGCGACCCCCGGAACCCUCCCAUGCCCCCCAUGACCCGAGCCCGGUUUUUGGGGGGCUGUGCGUGGCUCCUGGGGGCUCUGGCCCUGCUGCAGACCCUCUACCUGCGCUCGCUGCCGCCCCCCCCCCACCAUUCCCAUUCCCAUUCCCGCGCCCCCCGCCCCAAUUCCCGCCCCCCCCGGGGGGUCCUGGACGCCUCGGGCUCGUUCCGGGUGUUCUGGGACGUUCUGGGCGCCCCCCCGGGCUGGGCCCGCGCCCCCCGCCCCGAGCUGGUGCUGGCGGCGCACGGGACCCCCGGGCGGGCGGCGGCGGCGCUGGGCGGGGGUCUCCAAAAAGGGGAGGGGUCCUGGGGGGGGCCGCUGUCCCUGGCCGUGUUCGGGGAGCCCCGGGGGGGGCUCCAGGAGCUGCUGGGGGUCCUGGGGGGGCCGUGCCGGGCGCUGAGGGGGCGGCUCCGGCUGCAGGUGGUGCAGGGGGCGGCGCGACCCCCGCCCCGGAUCCCGGCGGCGCCCCCUCCCCAGCCGUGGCGCGGGGGGUGCCGGGGGGCGCUGGCCCGGCUGGCGGCCGCCGACCCCCCCAGUUACGCUCUGGGGGUGCCGUACCCCGGGAAUCUGCUCCGCAACGUGGCCUGGCAGGGCGCGGCGGGGGGCGGGCCCGGGCCGAGACCCCCGCCCCAAUUCUGGCAGCGCUUCGUGCUCGUGGUGGACGCGGACGUGGAGCCGAGCCCGGGGCUGCGCGAGGGGUUCCUGGAGCUGCUGCGGGGCGGGGGGCUGGACCCCCAAAACUGGGGACGGGACCCCCGGAACUGGGGACGGGAACCCCAAAACUGGGGGGGACAGGAGCCCAAAAACUGGGGGGCACUGGGGGACCCCAAAGCUCCAGGGUCUUGGGGGGUUUUGGGGACUCAGGGGGAUUUGGGGAACCCCAAAACUUUGAAUAUUCAGGGCAGUUUGGGGUUUCAAGGGGAUUUUGGGAACCCCAAAAUUUUGGGGGCUUCCGGAGGGCUGGGGGUCUCCAACACCUCGGGGGGUCCCCAAUGGCCUGAUGACCCCAAAACCUGGAGUGACCACAAUGACCUGAGUGACCCCAAAGCUUUGAGUGACCCAAAAGCCUCGAGUGCCCCCCAUGCCCCACAUGACCCCAAUGCCCAGAGUGCCCCCAACGCCCUGAACGCCCCGAACACCCCGAGUGCCCCCCACGCCCCCGGCGCCCCCCAGGCCCCCGCUGGCGCCCCCCCCUGGGCCCGGACCCUCUUUGUGCUGCCGGCCUUCGAGCUGCGGGGCUCGGGGCCGCCCCCGGGCUCCAAGGCGGAGCUGCUGCGGCUGUGGGGCGCGGGCGAGGCCCGGCCGUUCUAUGGGGCGCUGUGCCCGCGCUGCCAGGCCCCCACCGCCUUCGGCCGCUGGCGGGCGCUGCCCCCGGGCCCCCCGGGCGCCCCCCGGCUGCGCGUGGCCUACGAGGUGCCCUGGAGGGACCCCUGGGAGCCGUUCUACGUGGCCCCCGCCCGCGGCGUGCCGCCCUUCGACGAGGGCUUCCUGCAGUACGGCUUCAACCGCAUCAGCCAGGCCUGCGAGCUGCACGUGGCCGGGUUCCGGUUUGCAGUGCUGGAUGGGGCCUGGGUCACCCACCGGGGCUGGAAGGAGCCGGGCGGGUUCCACGCGGGGCGCGAGGCCGAGCUGGGCCGCAACCGGCAGCGCUUCCGGGAGUUCAAACGGGGACUCAAACUGAAAUAUCCUGAAUCUGACCGACGGUGCUGAGCUCACCUGGGACACCUGAACACACCUGGGAACAGCUGA